AUGAGUGAUUACCCAGUGAGCCGCCUGAAUGACCUCCCGAUUGGACACCUCAUCAGCCGCGUCAGGGGAGAACCCCCUCCAUCACAAAAUCUCCACAUCAGUGGUGGCACCCAUAGCGGCAUCGACGGUGACACUAGUGCCCAGGGACACAACCAACCCGGGGACACCUACGGAAAGAGCCUAUUCUGCGAGCUCUCGGAGGCCCUGCGAAACGAUUCUACACAGACAAAUGAAAAGAGCAACAUAAGCAUUUGCCUAAAGGCAGAGGAAGAGGAACUUCAAAUCAGCAUGAACGAAACGACAGUGCGUCAGUUGAGCAUUCAGAAGGACAGCUCGAAGAGGUCUAUCGAUUUGAUUAACUUGGCGAAGGAUUUAAAGGCCAAAUCCAAGGGGAGCGUCGAAAUGGGCAAGGAAAAAAAGGGCUCCAAGACAGUGUCCACUUUGAGGAGCUCCAGGAAGGGGAGGCAGCAGGGGAAGCAUCAAGGGACUAAUCUGCGCGUCAAGGCGAAGGGGAAAAGACUGGCCAUCGGUAGGGGAAGCGACCAGGUUAGCGGUAUGGGUAGCGUUAGAGGUAGCGGUAUCAGUAGAGGGAGCGGACAUGGUAAGCGCAGUGGCGACUCCAACGUUGUGAAGGCGAAGGAGAAGGUCAGGAAAAAGGACGCGGCGAGUGGUGGAAGGACAAAAUUAGUUGCCCCCCCAGAGGUGAAGCGGCCAAGCAGGAGGGGCAAGGCGGAGGAGCCGGUGGGGAGAAAGGACCCAAGGAAAGGGGUAGCGAAGCUGGACAAAAGGAAGGUAAAAAAGGGGGCAAAAAAGGAGGUUAAAAAGGUGGUCCAAAAAGGGGUAAAAAAGGAGGCAAAAAUGGAGGCAAAAAAGGAGGCAAAAAUGGAGGCAAAAAAGGAGGCAAAAAUGGAGGCAAAAAAGGAGGCAAAAAUGGAGGCAAAAAUGGAGGCAAAAAUGGAGGCAAAAAUGGAGGCAAAAAUGGAGGCAAAAAAAGAGGCAAAAAAGGAGGUAAAAAAUGAGGCAAAAAAGGAGGCCACAAAAGAGGAUGGACAAAAAGCCGAUAAGACGACGAAGGAGAAAAGGAAGAACCUAGAGGAGUCGAACCAGAUGAGCAGAGAGGCAGAGAACAAGAUGACCGUAGAGGAGGCGAUCAAAAUAAACGCAGAGGAGGUUACCAAAAUGAGCGCAGAGGAGGAGACCGUCGCGAAGGAAAACGGAGAAGGGGGAGAGGAGAAGACGAACGCGGAGGAGGUGGAAGAGAUGGAAAAGGUGACAGAAAAGGGGGCAGAAAAAGGGACCGAAAAAGAGGCCGAAAAAGGGACAGAAAAGGAGCCAGAAAAAAUCUUAGAGACAAUGAAAGAGCCAGGAGGGGAGAAAACCCCAGAGGAAGGGGCCCAACAGGAAGAAGCGAAUGAACUGCAAGUGGCGUCUCCGAAGGAAGAGGGAAGUGCAAAUGUUGCAGAUGUCAACGAUGGGCAGCACACGGGAGAGGAAACCAAAGCGGUGGGAAAGUACCCAGAAAAGGAAGCUGUGGGGGGGAAAGCAGACGAUAAGGAAAGGAUAGCAGCGAAGAAGAAAAUGAAAGCCAGGCCAGGGGCGAAGGCACGGCAGAAGGAAAAGGGGGUUCGAGGGCAUACUAGGGAUGAGCACGCUGCGGGUGAACAUACUGCGGAUGAGCAUGCUGCGGGUGAGCAUACUGCGGGUGAGCAUACUGCGGGUGAGCAUACUGCGGGUGAGCAUACUGCGGGUGAGCAUACUGCGGGUGAACAUACUGCGGAUGGGGGAGAAGGCGCUAAACGGGGUGUCGACCCAAGGGGGGAGAAAGCAUCAACCCAGUCGUCCGUGGAGAAGCGAAGCGUGAAAAGUAAACACAGCGAAGUGGAUAGCAUCCUGCAGAGGUACGUGCACUUGAAGGAGGAAGAAGCCGCCGCGAAGAGGAACUCCACAUGGGAUGAUGUCCCAGAUGAAUUGCUAAGUGUAGAGGGAAGGAGAUUCAAAAUUGACAUCAUUAAUUUUGUAGGGAAUAUAAGAGCAGGGGAAGAGCCCAUUCACGAAGACAUUCUCUUCUUCUUCGAUUCGUAUGAAAAAAAAUUAAAAAAAAAAAAAAAAAAAAAAAACGUACUAUCCCUUAUUAGGAGGCUAUUCAAAUGUGAGCACUUUGAGUUAGAUGGCAUCAGAUUAGUCCUACAGAUUUUAGACAAAAUUGCAGCCAAGCUGAUGAAGGAGAUAAGGCUAGAGCAAAUCGUGAGGUGCUUCUCCCAGAUGAUACAGCCAACAAGUGAAGGGCCUGCAGCUGGGAAGGGGACACUUGCUCAAGGGAAGAGCAACGAUGCUGGUGGUGGCCCCCAUUCAGCAGAGCACACAAAUGGAUUUGCUCCAGAUGAGAGGCACCUGAACAAGCACAGAAAUAAAUUAUAUGGCAUCAUCUUCAGCUCGAGGAGGGGACAGGGGGUUAAUCCUUCCACCCUCUACUACAUUCAACAGUGGAACAACAAUGCCAUGCUGAUCAUGCUGAGGGAUAAAUUGGAGGAAAUCCAACGGAGGAAGAUGAUGAUGAUGCCACUGAGGAGCGCCACCCCUCUGUCAUGCUUGAAACUGUUAAGGCGUAAAGUUAUGUGCAACUUGCUUAACGCCUGUUGCGUUCCUAGCCGUGAUGAGUAUUAUGGUGGGGAGUUUUUCCUGCCCCUUCCGCCGCUCCCCCCGCGGCGAGCGCUGCGCAAUGAGGGGGGCGACUACUUCGUGAAGGUCGGCGGCGCGAUUCGCGUGCUGGCCUCCAAGUAG
Molecule: messenger RNA, 2781 nt
Organism: Plasmodium vivax (malaria parasite P. vivax)
Lineage: Eukaryota; Apicomplexa; Aconoidasida; Haemosporida; Plasmodiidae
Exons: 1
Coding region: 1-2781 (926 amino acids)
Source: RefSeq, a predicted model, not a curated record